UUCAACAAAUUCAUCUCUCUCUACUCUCUCACACACACAAACACACACUCAUGCAGUUUUUGAAGAAAUGGUUCAUAAUCACCAAUCACGAUUACUGGCGCAUCCUUAUCCUCAUCAUUCUCUUUCCUCUCUCUUUCUUCCUCCUCUUUCUCUCUGUAACUUCCCCCACCGGCUUCAUCUCCUUAUCCUUCUUGUACAAACGCGCGGCGGCGGCAGCGGCGGCGGAACAGAGCACCAGGGUGCAAGGAUCGAGAAUGGCGGUUUGUUUGGUAGGCGGCGCUCGGAGGUUCGAGCUCACCGGACCGUCGAUCGUCAAAAAUAUCUUAAAUAUUUACCCUAAUUCAGAUCUCUUCAUUCACAGUCCGCUUGAUUCAAACGCCUAUAAACUAUCUCUUCUUAAUCUGGCGCCCAAAAUCGCGUCCGUGCGUAUCUUUAAACCCGAACCCGUCCCCCAAACGGAAUCGCAAACGCGAGUUCUUACAGCCAGCAACUCGCCAAACGGCACACAGGGGCUUUUACAGUAUUUCAACUUAGUGGAAGGGUGCCUGGCGAUGAUAAAAUCGUAUCAAGAAGAGAAGAAUUUCACAUACGACUGGAUAGUCCGAACCCGGCUCGACGGAUACUGGUCCGCCCCAUUGAAACCCGAUAAUUUCAUCCCGGGUAUUUACGUCGUCCCUCCAGGUUCAUCCUACGGCGGUCUGAACGACCGUCUCGGCAUCGGCGAUUUCGAAACCUCCUCAGUCGCACUCUCCCGUCUCUCUCUGAUACCCCAACUCGACGCCGCCGGUUUCCGGCAACUCAAUUCCGAGUCAGCAUUCAAAGCCCAACUCAACGUGAAACGAGUUCCUCAUAUAGAACUGUCCUCACCCUUUUGCGUAGUUUCAGACAGGACAUACGGUUACCCUCCGGCGAGGUACGGUGUUCUUGUGGCGGCGAUGUCGAGCAAGGGACCGUUAAGCGGGGGGAAAUGUCGGCCGUGUGAAGCUGCCUGUUAUGGGCGGUGCUUGGAGACGGUAAUGCCGAAUCUUGAGCGGGGGGGAUGGAGCUGGACGGCGGAGUAUUGGGGAAACGGAGCUUUGGAAUUGUGUGAUGCUCGUGGGGAGUGGGAGAAAGGGUGGGAGAAGUUGUUUGAUCGAACGGCGGGAGGGGAGUUAGCGGCCGAGAGACGGCGAAUUAUUGGUUUGGAUAUUGAGAAAUGUGUGAUGGGGUUUGAGAACAUGAAAGGGAGGACGGCGAUUUGGGAUGCGCCGGAGGCGGUGGAGAUAUGUGGGUUGGGUGGUUUGCAGCCCAAUUCGUCUUCCUAUGUUCAAUUGAGUCCUGACCAGAGGAGAAGAGUGUAAAAUCGAUAUUGGUAAACA
Molecule: messenger RNA, 1358 nt
Organism: Impatiens glandulifera
Lineage: Eukaryota; Viridiplantae; Streptophyta; Magnoliopsida; Ericales; Balsaminaceae
Exons: 2
Coding region: 51-1340 (429 amino acids)
Source: RefSeq, a predicted model, not a curated record